GCCGCACUCUCCCUGCUCGCGCUGGGAUAUUUUCCUGAAGCAGCUACCGUCCUUAUCUCCAUGAUAUUUCCAGCCGAGCUCCCUGAUUUUUGUCACAGCCGUCUUCCUCCCUUAUCCUCGCCGCCGCCCUGGUCUUCAAAAAAUCUGCCGCGCCGCUUCAGCUCUGGAUAAAAUCCCGCCGGUGCUGCCCAGCCGCUCCUUCCCCAGCGCAGACCGCUCCUUCUCCCUCCUCUACGCAGUGCCGCGUCCACCUCCAUCUUUGCCGGCUGGAGCUCCCUGGUGCUUGCUCCUCUGCAGUACGGAGCUCCUCCCUGAAGCUUCUAUCCCCUGCCAUGGCGCUUCGCUUCCCCUGCGGCAUUCUCCUUUCUCUAAUCUCCCUGCUCGCCGGCAGCAACAUCCAGCCGCGCAGCUCUUGACUCGCCGGCCGAGCUCUCUGCUCCUCCCUCUGUUCGCUCGCGUGAAGCCGCGCCUCUGCGCUCGCCCAGUCUUCGCGCGGCAGCUUUCCCCUGCCGGUGCCUAGCCCUGCGGCCCUCCUCUAUCCUCCCGAGCUUCUGCACAGCCAGCGCGCUCGAGCCCCUCUCAGCCAUGGUCGUUCCUCUGUGCUUGGGUUCAAGCUUCUGCGCGCCCUCCUCCCUCAGGGCGACGCUCCGGCUCCUGCUCGCUCUGCUCGCUUGGCUGACUCGCGCGCAUCCCUGGCUCGCCUGGUUCAUCGCGCGCACGCCCAGCGCCCUGGAUUCCCUGGCCGUCGCAGCCGAGGUCCUCCCCAUGGUGGCUUCCUCUGCCACGCCCAGCUCCCUCUGCUCCAUGCGCGCGAGCUCGCCGUCUCUGCUCGCUGCGCGCGCGCUCUGCAUCCAUGGCGGUCCCCAGCUCCCUCUGCCGGCCGUCGUCGAGCCCUCUGCACACGUACGCCGCGCCCAGCUCCAGCGCUUGUUCCCUGCUCCUAUGGCGGCCGAGCUCUCCGGUGCCGCGCGUUGAGCUCCCGGCCGUCGCUCAACUCGUCGGCGUGUGUCCUACUCCUUACGCGCCGUGUGCCGGAAAGUCCCUGCUUGCAAGCUAUCUGUUGGCCUCGCGCGAAGCUCUCUGUUCAUCGUCAUCGCUCGAUCGCUGCGUGUCGUGUGUCGCACAUCUUAGGUCCUCGUCGUUGGGUUUCGUGCGUGCUCGCGUUUACCGUCGAGUCGUCGAACCCGUCAUCCUCUGUUCAAACCCCACCUCACCAGCUCGCUUCAAACACCACCAGCUCGCUUCAAACACGAUCUCGUCGUCAAGCUUCGCUUUAGCCUUAGCUCGUCGGUCACGCUCGCCAGAUGUUCGAUCAAGGACUUCAGCUGAAGGCCGUCGUCGUUCAAGCAACUACCAAAUCGAGUUGUGAUGUGGCACUCUAAAUGUGGAGGGCUCCGGGAGUGCGCUAUCCACGCUGCUCGUCCACCAGCCGCCGCGAGGAAACUUCCGCGUCCUCCUACCCCGCGCUGGCGACUGCAUCUUCCGGGGCCGAGCCCUCGAUCCAGCGCGCUUCGCCGCCGGCAUCGAGGCAGGAGGGCGAGAAGCGGCCGUGCGGAGGCGGGUCUGUCGGCGUAGAGCUCGCACCCCUUCGAACCGAGGCCGCGCGACCCACCGCAACCCAAGAUCCAAGCCAGCUUCCCCCUGUUCGUCGCCGGAGAGUCGCCAUCGGCAAAAGGCUUCGUCGUCCACCGACUUCGUCGAAGGCAGCCGACAAAAGGAAGAGAAGCUCCUCGCCGCCGUCGUCUUCGUCUUCGAUUCGGUCCACCGAGCCAGAUCCGCAAAGAGCGAGGUACGAACUACACAAAUCCUUUUUUGUUUAGUACUGAAUCAUUACCGUAUUUUAUUGUUCGGAUUUGGGGGCAUGGAUUAGGGUUUGUGGGAUGUUUAGGGUUUACGAUCUGGAGCAUUCUAAAUAAUGCGCUUCAAUUUCAUGCAUCAAUGGCUUAUUGUUGUAUCCGGAUGCUUAAAUUUAGACCGGUUUUGGGGGAUC
This is a messenger RNA of Zea mays, 1990 nucleotides long. RefSeq lists its product as uncharacterized. NCBI's taxonomy places the organism in Eukaryota, Viridiplantae, Streptophyta, Magnoliopsida, Poales, Poaceae. The transcript has 2 exons. The coding region runs from base 854 to 1369 and encodes 171 amino acids. The record is from RefSeq and is marked validated.